This is a messenger RNA of Magnusiomyces paraingens, 525 nucleotides long. RefSeq lists its product as uncharacterized. The record is from RefSeq and is a predicted model, not a curated record. Lineage: Eukaryota; Fungi; Ascomycota; Dipodascomycetes; Dipodascales; Dipodascaceae. The transcript has a single exon. Bases 1 to 525 code for a protein of 174 amino acids.
AUGAAGUUUUCUGAUUCUUUAUUUGCACUUUCUGUUAAAAUGGCUGUUUGUUCAGCCCCUACUAUAAGCACAGUUUUCUUCCCUUCUUCAACUGCAAAUACAAUUUCUCCAACCCCUGUGUUAAAUCUUCCAAGUGAAUUUCCUUAUACCAAAUAUCUUACUGGUAUUAAUUUAACAGAAGUUCUCCCCAUCACGUGUAAUCACUAUCCUCUUGGAAUUUCUAAUGGUACACACUAUUAUAUCUACUUGAUUGAUACUUCUAAUUUCAGCCAAGACACCACUAAUUCUGGAAUAGAUUCUGGGAUUUCUAUCUGGACUCAAGUUAAUGAUACUCGUUUUUUCAAAGUAAAGGAGGGGGCUCCAGCUUGGAAAAAUAAAAGAGAUGAACCUACUGUCAAUAGUUCUCAUCAAUCUUUUGUGAGAACCAUCUUAUCUAAAUGGAAACGAAAGGUUUCUGAAGAAGAGAAAAUUGAGCUUAAACCUUGGUUAUGGUGGAGACCCUUUCCAGGUGCUGCAAUCUGGUAA